UAUCUCUUUUUAACGUCAAUUGUCAUUUGAAUUUAACCUGUUUACAAUUGAUGUUUACCGUUUAUACAUUUAAAAUUAACUAGUAAUAUAUUGAUAAUAGUUAUAUCUGAGCUAUCAAGCGUAAGGGUACAGUUAAUUGCAAAAAUCUGGCACUAGCAUUGUGUAAAGUGGUUUGUUUGAUUAUAGUUAAAGUGUGCUAAAAUGUUUAAUCAACUCGGCGGCGGCACAAGCAAUCCCAACAAGGAUUUGGAAGUGACUUCCCCGCCUGAUGAUACCGUGUCUUCGCUAGAAUUCUCACCACCAUCCGUACAACAAACAUUUCUCGUUGCCGGCAGCUGGGAUUGCCGAGUAAGAUGCUGGGAAGUAGAAAUUUCUGGCAAAACUGUACCAAAGGCAGCACAAUCUAUGGAUGGGCCCAUUUUAGAUGUGGCAUGGCAUGAUGAUGGAAGCAAGGUGUUCAUGGCCUCGACAGACAAAAGUGUGAAGUGCUGGGACCUAGCAGCCAAUCAAUGUGUACAGGUGGCAGCACAUGAUGCCCCCGUGAAGACAUGCCACUGGAUCAAAGCUCCCAACUACAACUGUCUGAUGACCACAUCUUGGGACAAGACAAUUAAAUUCUGGGACACUCGCAGCGCAGUGCCCAUCAUGACAAUGAAUCUCUCGGAGCGCUGCUACUGUGCUGAUGUGGAGUAUCCCAUGGCAGUGGUGGGCACGGCCGACCGCGGUAUCUGCUUGUACACACUGGAGGGCAAGCCGGCCGAGUACAAGCGCGUCGAGUCGCCGCUCAAGUACCAACACCGUUGCAUCGCUAUCUUCCGGGACAAAAAGACCAAGCAGCCAACAGGCUUUGCGCUGGGCAGCGUGGAAGGUCGUGUCGCCAUCCAAUAUGUGAACCCUGUCAAUCCUAAAGACAACUUCACCUUCAAAUGCCACCGCGCCGGCGGGGGGACCACCGGCAGCUUCCAGGACAUUUACGCGGUGAACGACAUCGCAUUCCACCCGGCGCACGGCACACUGGCCACGGUGGGAUCGGAUGGUUCCUACUCCUUCUGGGACAAGGACGCGCGUACCAAGCUAAAGUCCUCGGAGACCCUCGACCAGCCACUCACCAAGUGCGCCUUUAACCACAGCGGCCAGGUGUUCGCCUACGCCGUCGGUUACGACUGGUCCAAGGGGCAUGAGCACUACAACCCUGCCAAAAAGAACUUUAUCUUCCUGCGGCCGUGCUUCGACGACCUCAAGCCGCGCACCACGUGAACGCCGCGUCUUUGUCAAUAAAACUCAACUAUCCCUGUUGUUAUUUCAACUACAGUCGGGACUAUAUGUACAAGUUCUGGAAUUGAAACAUAUUUUAAUAUGCACAAGUCCUUGUAUGUAAAGUGUUACAUAAAAUAUUGUAAUUACUUACUUUACUUCUUAUUAAAUAGAGCAUAAGAUUCCAAAUAUGUUUUACUGUAUAUAUGUGCUGCCUGGUUAAAUACACAAGUAAAUGUUG
This is a messenger RNA of Papilio xuthus (Asian swallowtail), 1495 nucleotides long. It is a transcript of the gene Rae1, whose product is annotated as ribonucleic acid export 1. The transcript has 8 exons. Bases 202 to 1257 code for a protein of 351 amino acids. NCBI's taxonomy places the organism in Eukaryota, Metazoa, Arthropoda, Insecta, Lepidoptera, Papilionidae. Gene Ontology annotation, molecular function: protein binding. The record is from RefSeq and is a predicted model, not a curated record.